Molecule: messenger RNA, 363 nt
Organism: Phytophthora nicotianae INRA-310
Lineage: Eukaryota; Oomycota; Peronosporomycetes; Peronosporales; Peronosporaceae
Exons: 2
Coding region: 1-363 (120 amino acids)
Source: RefSeq, a predicted model, not a curated record
AUGGAGGGCUAUGAUUGGGUCUACCUAAUGGACCAGGUCCGCCAGAUUCGCGAAAACACAGUCACAGCCCGCUCCCGAACGACCUACCAGAACUCCUACUGCCAUUUUCUCGCUUGCAGCUACGGACGCGAGUUAAGGAAGCAAUCAACCAGGACCUACGCGUCGACCCCCCUCAUCUUUGAUACUCUGGCCGCGGAGGACUUUGUGAUCUGGCUCGUCACGCUGAAACGAAAGGAUGACGAUGCGCUGAGUUACUCUGCUCUCAACACGCACAGAGCAGACCUGUGUGACCUGUUUCGGGACUACGGCAAGACCAUGAGCAAACGUUGGAGUCGGAGCUUACCACCUAUUUCAAAGGCCUAA